AGGAGUGAAUGGUCUCUGUAAAAAUACAUGGAAUUGAUGAAAGGGGAAAGGCUCAGGGCUGGACGAAACACGAUAGUUUUUUCAAUGUGUAUUAUAGGCAAACGUGUAGCGGAAUUAUCGAAGUUGUCCUAUUUAUGAAGGCACAUGGAUGACGCGUUCUUCCGUUUUGUUAAGUAUACAUGCGAUUGGUGUUUUCGUGUUUUUUUCUUGUUAUUUUAGUCAGAGAGAGAUAGCUGUAUUCAUGCCUAGAGGAUUGGAAUGAAUGUCCGCCAUAUUCUGCUUUACCACGCCCGGGAGUCGAGCGAUUGGAAAUAAAGCGGACACGUUUAUUCAUGUAUUUUUUCAUCAAACGGAUGAUAUGAUAGGACUAUAUUGGACGUAGGAUAUGAAGACAUGCCUUUUAAUAAAAUAUGUAAAAAGGAUGACUGGGUAAGAAUGACAAUACUUAUCACAUAAAUACUACGGACGGAUCUGUUGAUCAUCUUUAGAAGGAAAAUCACACCUCUCAUUACCCAAUUAUAAUUUUACUAACAUUUAGUUAACUCCCCGAGCCACUGUCUUCUGACUGACAGACGGUCGGAAAGGACACGAAACGGGGGAGGGCAACACAAAUAUACAUUUUCCUUUCCCCACAUCUAGGCUAUGUUCUAUUUAUAUUAAACGCGUCCAUGUUUUUUCUGCAGCUGUGAGGGCGUGAUAUGAUAUUCGUUAACUUUUAUAAUUUAUUGCAACUGGAAUCUGCAUAAAGAAGCAGGAAAGGUGAUUUUAAAAGAAUGACCCUGGACUCCAUAAUGGCGUGUUGCCUCAGCGAGGAGGCGAAAGAAGCCAGGCGGAUCAACGACGAGAUCGAAAGGCAGCUCCGCCGGGAUAAGAGGGAUGCUCGGCGGGAAUUGAAGCUGUUGCUUCUCGGUACUGGAGAGAGUGGGAAGAGCACCUUCAUUAAACAGAUGAGAAUCAUCCAUGGCACAGGCUACUCAGAGGAGGACAAGCGUGGCUUCACCAAGCUGGUGUACCAGAACAUCUUCACUGCCAUGCAGUCUAUGAUCCGUGCCACAGAGACCCUCAUGAUCCCUUACAAAUAUGAGCACAACAAGGGCAACGCUAACGUGGUACGAGAGGUGGACGUGGAGAAAGUCAACACGUUUGUGAACCCCUACAUAGACGCCAUCAAAUGUUUAUGGAAUGACCCGGGCAUCCAGGAGGCUUACGACAGGAGACGGGAGUACCAGCUAUCGGACUCUACCAAAUAUUACAUGAAUGCGCUGGACCGGAUCGCAGAGACCUCUUACCUGCCCACCCAGCAGGAUGUGCUGAGGGUUAGGGUCCCCACUACAGGCAUCAUCGAGUACCCCUUCGACCUCCAGAGUGUCAUCUUCAGGAUGGUGGAUGUGGGAGGUCAGAGGUCAGAGAGGAGGAAGUGGAUCCACUGCUUUGAGAACGUCACAUCCAUCAUGUUUCUGGUGGCACUCAGCGAGUAUGACCAGGUGCUCGUAGAAUCCGAUAAUGAGAACCGAAUGGAGGAGAGUAAAGCCUUGUUUAGGACCAUCAUCACAUAUCCCUGGUUCCAGAACUCCUCUGUCAUCCUCUUCCUCAACAAAAAGGAUCUAUUGGAGGAGAAGAUCAAUUACUCCCACCUGGUUGACUACUUUCCGGAGUAUGACGGUCCCCAGAGAGACGCCCAGGCAGGCCGCGAGUUCAUCCUAAAGAUGUUUGUGGACCUGAACCCGGACAGCGACAAGAUCAUCUACUCCCAUUUCACCUGCGCCACGGACACAGAGAACAUCCGCUUCGUCUUUGCCGCCGUCAAAGACACCAUCCUGCAGCUCAACCUGAAGGAGUAUAACCUGGUGUGAAAGCCAUAGAGUUAGAAUCCUAGAAGGGACUUCUUCGGCAUGAGCGGAGUGCGACUGGGGCCGAGACCCUUCUCCAACAUUGACUGACUGAAUGUCAAACUGACUGUCAAAACAAACAUCUAAUGGUUGCGUGAUACUAAUUUAUUGCCAUUGUUGACCCUUCCUUUCUUUUUUCUAUUUAAAAGAAAAACAUGAUUGAGGGUUUAGGGGGUUGAAAUGUCGCUGUUGGAUAUGUACAGCACAGUUCCUCCAAUUGUUUUAGGCUAAGCGUUGUGACGUUUUGUUUUUAAGACACUCAAUGUGGUGUCUGGGUUCUGUCCAAUACCUCUGAUCUUGAUUCCAAGGUGCUCCUGCCUUUUGCUUUUCUGAUCCGACCCAGUCGGUCCAUUCCAUCGCCAGUGUAGCGUCCUUUUUUCUUCCUAACACUUAUUUUCCUCAGAAAGGGUGAAAAGGGUUGAUACUGUGAUUUUUUUAAAAUUAUUGUUUUGGAUUAUUGCAUCAAAUUAUUUGGUACCAUUUGACGUGGGAGUCGUUUGAGCCACACAGCAGGGCAGGAGGUCAUUUGUAUAACUGGGCUAUGGAGUGAGCACCAUGAUACUCAUUGUCCAUCACAGGCCCCAGGGUCAGGAGAGGUUAUUGAUGAGUGUUGAAGUCACGCUGUGCCACGCUCACUUUUUAAGGUCCUAUUUGUUGCCGAUGCCAAAAGGACUUACAGUAAGGUUAACUCGAGGCUCCCCUUCGCGCAGUUAACUAGAAAGAGUAUUGGAGGCAAGACGGGACACAGCCUUUUGAAGGCACCAAGAGUUAACAUUGCACACGUGACCAUUUUAAACUGUUUUCCCCAUUUUUGGUUAUACUUUUCUCCCCCAUCUCGUAUUCAUUGUUGAAUGCCAAAACCACCUGUUUGAGUCAGUAUGCCAAGCCUGACAAAACACACAUUCACUGGAGUCCAUAGGGUUGUUGUGUUGUUAAUGCCAAAUUGAGUGGCCAAUAAUUUUGUGGUCAUUGUGUGGAAAUGAUAAUACUAUUGACAGUAGCAGCUGAACCCCUCUGGUGAUCAGUUGUGAUUAUAUGGUUGGUUUUAUUCCAUAGGCCCUUUUUAUCCAAGUCUUGGGUUUGGUACACCUCACACAGUAUGAAAUGGUUAUUUUCUUUUGACCAGACGUAAACGGGGACCAGGGGGAUGGAGGACCUUGCUCUAUUACUGAUGGGUCACACAGAUUCAGUUGUGAGAAUAUGCCUUUGACAAGGGCUCUUCUCUCGUAGAGGGGCAGCUAGUCUUCUCUCACUGUCUGGACUGAGCUAGACCACCGCAAAGGCAGCUGUGGCAGCCAAUCACAGUGCCAAUGUCUCACAUAGACUGAGCAAUCACAAUGCAGCUCUGUCCUUUUGAUUGUCCAAUCACAGUCCAGCUGUCCAACUGUUUUAGUUUGUUAGCAGUGGAGAUGAUUAGCUGUUUCCCACGUUAAAAGAGGCAGAGCAUUGAGCAAUGUACCAAAGUAAGCCCUCACUUCUGAUUGAUUGGCUCCAGUGGCUCUGACCCCCAGUUAUUUCUCUGAGUAUAUAUGUUUUUUGUAACAAUUCCCCAAACAUAACCCUGUAAUUUACAUUUUAUUGAGGUAUAGUGCAAUUAUGAAUGCUAUAAU
Molecule: messenger RNA, 3499 nt
Organism: Coregonus clupeaformis (lake whitefish)
Lineage: Eukaryota; Metazoa; Chordata; Actinopteri; Salmoniformes; Salmonidae
Product: guanine nucleotide-binding protein G(q) subunit alpha
Exons: 7
Coding region: 774-1853 (359 amino acids)
Biological process (GO): phospholipase C-activating dopamine receptor signaling pathway; action potential; adenylate cyclase-modulating G protein-coupled receptor signaling pathway
Cellular component (GO): heterotrimeric G-protein complex
Molecular function (GO): GTPase activator activity; guanyl nucleotide binding; GTPase activity
Source: RefSeq, a predicted model, not a curated record